This is a messenger RNA of Cricetulus griseus (Chinese hamster), 3958 nucleotides long. The record is from RefSeq and is a predicted model, not a curated record. Lineage: Eukaryota; Metazoa; Chordata; Mammalia; Rodentia; Cricetidae.
GUUCAGCUGUUUUGACUCUCCUGCUGGCUGGCUACUUGGCACAACAGUAUUUACCAUUGCCUACUCCAAAAGUGAUUGGCAUUGACCUGGGUACCACCUAUUGUUCCGUUGGUGUGUUUUUUCCUGGAACAGGGAAAGUAAAGGUGAUUCCAGAUGAAAACGGGCAUCUCAGCAUACCCAGCAUGGUGUCCUUUACGGAUGGUGAUGUGUACGUGGGAUACGAAAGCCUAGAGCUGGCAGAUUCAAACCCUCAAAACACAAUAUAUGAUGCUAAAAGAUUCAUAGGGAAGAUUUUCACCCCCGAAGAGCUGGAGGCUGAAAUUGGCAGAUAUCCAUUUAAGGUUUUACACAAAAAUGGAAUGGCUGAGUUUUCUGUAACAAGUAAUGAAACCAUCAUCGUUUCUCCGGAAUAUGUUGGCUCUCGAUUGCUGCUAAAACUGAAGAAAAUGGCAGAGGAAUACCUUGGAAUGCCAGUUGCCAAUGCUGUCAUUUCUGUACCAGCAGAAUUUGACCUAAAACAGAGAAAUUCAACAAUUCAAGCUGCCAACCUUGCCGGACUGAAGAUCUUGAGAGUGAUAAACGAACCAACAGCAGCAGCUAUGGCCUAUGGUCUCCACAAGGUUGACGUCUUCUAUGUGUUGGUCAUAGACUUGGGUGGAGGAACGCUUGAUGUGUCAUUACUGAAUAAACAAGGAGGGAUGUUUCUAACCCGAGCAAUGUCUGGAAACAACAAACUUGGAGGACAAGACUUCAAUCAGAGGCUGCUUCAGUAUUUAUAUAAACAGAUCUAUCAAACCUAUGGCUUUCUCCCUUCGAGGAAAGAGGAAAUCCAUAGAUUAAGACAAGCUGUGGAAAUGGUCAAAUUAAAUUUGACGCUUCAUCAGUCUGCCCAUGUGUCAGUUUUACUCACUGUCGAGGAAAAGAACAGCCAGACACCUCAGAAAGAUGACUCUAAUCUGCCAAAAGACCAGCUUAGCCCAGGGGAUGGUCAUCAUGUGAACAGGGUGUUUAGACCUGGCCCUUCUAACAGCAAGAGUGGGAAACGGCAGGGGUUAUUUGAGACAGAAGUAUCACGAAAGCUCUUUGAUUCCAUCAAUGAAGAUCUCUUUCAGAAAAUACUUGUGCCCAUCCAGCAAGUAUUAAAAGAAGGCCACCUAGACAAGACGGAAAUUGACGAGGUGGUUCUAGUUGGAGGCUCUACUCGGAUUCCUCGAAUCCGCCAAGUCAUUCAAGAGUUCUUUGGAAAGGAUCCCAACACAUCUGUAGACCCUGACCUGGCAGUGGUGACAGGAGUGGCCAUCCAGGCAGGGAUUGAUGGAGGCUCUUGGCCUCUCCAAGUCAGUGCUUUAGAAAUUCCCAAUAAGCACUUACAGAAAACCAAUUUCAACUGACCUCUGAGGGAGUGCUGCUAACUGUGACCUUGUCUAGUGAUUUUGAUGCUCUCCAUUGUGAAGGCUCCUCCGGAAAAGAAGUACAUGAGAUUGUUCACACAUGAGCCUGAGGACAUUUAGACAGGAAUCUUUUACAUAAUGUUUCAUUUUAGAAUUGAAUAUGACCAGAUGGGUCAUGUUUGUGUUUGGAGAACUCUCAUAGUAUUUCUAAAGUCACAGAGUUGAGGUUCGACGCUUCUCUGGAUUCUGGAAGUAGGUUACCAUUUGCACUUACUAUUCUGGAAGCAGUAAAUAGUGCCAACAAUAAGCCCCCCACUUUUUACUGAAUUUUAUUGGUAGGGACUGAUAAUUCUUUACUUGGUUAUCACAUGUAACUUAAUUUGGUUUAUACUUGAAGGACUGUUGAUGUCAGGUAUUUACAUUGGCUGGGAGGUAGCAGUAUUAUUAAACUGCAUAGAUAGUGUUCAUCAACUGCCAUAUAAAUUGUACUUUCAAAAAUUCACUUUUAAUUGGUUAUAUUCUCUUAAUUUAUAGAUAUUACUGUCUUUAAUAGACCAAAUUUUCUUCCUAAAAUAGCUACAGAUUUAUUCAGCUCUUUCCUGCCAGCUAGUAGAAAUUCCUGGUUUAUAUUAUAGUUCCUUUAUAUUCAAUGUGUCAUUCUCUGCUAGUAUUUUCCCAGUUCUUCUUGGUAAGAAAGCAGUAGGAAGUUAUCAACUGCCUUUUCAACAUGUUAGUGUCACAAUAAAGCUGCAUUACUCCCUCAGAUUUUGCUACCCAGGAUCUUUGCAUGGAUCAAACAUUGUAGCAUUUAUUUGUAUUUGGUUGUGUUUUGUUUCGUUUUUUUCCCAGAGCCAAACCUAGAAGUGCAAGAAUAUAAUACAAUUACUCUGGAAACGGAGGCAAUGUGCUCACACCAAGUUCAAGGCCUGGCUGGGCUACCCAGGAAGUUCUAGGCCAGUCUGGGCAACUUACUGAGACCAUGUCCCUGUCUCAAGUAAAAAGUGAAAGAGGGAGAGAGAGAGAGAAGAAAGGUAGUGAGGGGAGGAGAGAAAAAGCAAGGCAGAUGACCAUGGGGACCAGUGAAAAAUAAACUGUAGUUUGACUUUGUAUCGGCCAUGUUAUUGGAAGAUAUAUAUCAAUACAGAAGAAUUGUAUCCUGGCUAUCUUAUUAAUACAAAAUAUAAACUGUUUAUCAGUGUUGUAAUAACUAAAGAAGAAAACUAAGAAAAUUUCAACAAGGCCAAGCACUUUAGCUUUCUGGAGUGUAAUGCUGAAAGGUGUUUUUUUGUUUGUUUGUUUUUGUUUUUGUUUUUUGUUUUUUAUUUUCAGCUUUAUAAAGAAAAGUAUUACUCAGUAGUGAAGUUUCUGUUAAAUAACAAUCAUUUUUUGCACCAAAAGUGUGUAUUAGGUACACAGAAAAACAUAAAAUGCUGUGCUUUACUUUAGAGCUAAUAGAGAAAAUGCCAAAGACAAGCCCUUAACAGCAUUCUGAAAAUAUUCAAGACUGUGAGUCUGGAUUUUAGGUUGAAAGUAUCUGUGUGAACAUGUUUGAGACUCAAGUGUUCAAGUUAUCCUACAGUUUCCACAUGCUUUUUCCACUUUCACGUAAGCCACUGAGGGGUAUAAACAGUAAACUUGAAUGUCUCAGAUAUUUAAUGGAACUCAAGACAUGAGCAGGAACAAUUUGCAGAAUAGAGCAGAUAAAUAAUACUAAAAUGGGAAGGUAAAUAAUUUUUGUGAAAAAAAAAUAGGAUAGUAUUGUUGGGGAAAGUAGUUACCAUCCUCUAGUGUAGUUGCAAUGUUAAAAAAAAUGAAGUAAUUUCUCUUCAAUCAUAUGUUACCUAAUCUUGACAUUGAUAUAGUUUAUUUAAAAGGUACAAGUGCAUCCUGACUGGGACCAUUUGUUGACAUCUGAAUUCAUUUACUAUAAAAUGAGCCUUUUAGUUGUACAGUUGGCUACUGUUUUUUUUCUUUUUAAAUAUGUGACUUUAAAAAUACUAAAUAAUAAGUAAUUUAUUUUGAAUCCAUGUUUGGUAGUGUGUUUUCACUCAAACCACUAACAACAGAUACCACUGUGUAUAAUAUGAACUCAAUAUGACAGUUACUGUAUAGAACAGAUUGUGCCUCUUAAAUAUGUGUGUACAGGUGAUUCAUAUUUUGCUGUAAACACAUACCAUUUUGCAGUUUUGUUUUUAAAUUGUUUAUUUUCCACCCACGACUGGGGUGAAGUAUAUUUUUAAUGUAUAUACAUCCAGAAAAAGAUAGAGCUGAUGCGAUGUGUACAGGCUUUUUAACAAGUGGUCUAAUUCCAGCAGUGUCACAUCUUCCUGCAUCCUAUAUGUCUUCUUAUUUUCCACAUAUUUCUAAUUUAGAAGAGCUAGUUCUUCUAUGAGCAUUUUCUUUGGAACUCUGGUGAAUAAGCUGUUGCUUCUAACUAGUGGAGUGGAACGCUGACUUAAUCCACACAGCUAAUCUGCAUACCACCCCCACCCAACUGUAAUCUUUCUGUUGACAGUUAAUACUUCAUAAUUUUCUAAUAAAGUUUAUGUCGAUCUUUUGGACAAAAA